CUGGUCACCAUGUGGGGGCUUUUGAUCUGGACACUGCUAGCUCUGCAUCAGAUCCGCGCGGCCAGAGCCCAAGAUGAUGUGUCCCCGUAUUUCAAGACAGAGCCUGUGCGGACACAGGUGCACCUGGAAGGAAACCGCCUGGUGCUUACAUGCAUGGCCGAGGGCAGCUGGCCGCUGGAGUUCAAGUGGCUCCACAACAACAGGGAGCUGACCAAGUUCUCCCUGGAAUACAGAUACAUGAUCACCAGCCUGGACCGCACCCACGCUGGCUUCUACCGUUGCAUCGUGCGGAACCGAAUGGGGGCCCUGCUGCAGCGGCAAACCGAGGUCCAGGUAGCCUACAUGGGGAGCUUUGAGGAGGGUGAGAAGCACCAGACCGUCUCCCACGGAGAAGCAGCUGUCAUCCGUGCCCCGCGCAUCGCCAGCUUCCCCCAGCCACAGGUGACCUGGUUCCGGGACGGCCGCAAGAUCCCGCCCAGCAGCCGCAUAGCCAUCACGCUGGAGAACACCCUUGUCAUCCUGUCAACGGUGGCCCCUGACGCAGGUCGCUACUAUGUGCAGGCUGUUAACGACAAGAACGGGGAUAACAAGACCAGCCAGCCCAUCACGCUCACUGUGGAGAAUGUAGGGGGGCCUGCAGACCCCAUCGCACCCACCAUCAUCAUCCCACCUAAAAACACCAGCGUGGUGGCCGGGACCUCAGAGGUUACCUUGGAGUGUGUGGCCAAUGCCAGGCCCCUGAUCAAGCUACAUAUCAUUUGGAAGAAGGACGGGGUAUUGCUGUCGGGCGGCAUCAGUGACCACAACCGCCGGCUCACCAUCCCCAACCCCACCGGCAGUGACGCCGGCUACUACGAGUGUGAGGCUGUCCUGCGCAGCAGCAGCGUCCCCUCUGUCGUCCGGGGCGCCUACCUCUCAGUGCUGGAACCGCCUCAGUUUGUCAAGGAGCCAGAAAGACACAUCACUGCGGAGAUGGAGAAGGUGGUGGACAUCCCCUGUCGGGCCAAAGGUGUGCCGCCGCCCUCCAUCACCUGGUACAAGGACGCAGCCGUGGUGGAGGUGGAGAAGUUGACGCGCUUCCGGCAGCGCAGCGACGGGGGCCUGCAGGUCAGCGGCCUGGUGCCCGAUGAUACCGGCAUGUUCCAGUGCUUCGCCCGCAAUGCAGCCGGCGAGGUGCAAACUUCCACCUACCUGGCUGUCACCAGCAUUGCCCCUAACAUCACCAGAGGCCCCCUGGACAGCACGGUGAUCGACGGCAUGUCAGUGGUGCUAGCAUGUGAGACCUCGGGGGCGCCCCGACCAGCUAUCACUUGGCAGAAAGGGGAGCGCAUCUUGGCCAGUGGCUCCGUGCAGCUGCCUCGCUUCACACCCCUGGAGUCGGGCAGCCUCCUCAUCAGCCCCACACACAUCUCCGAUGCGGGGACCUACACCUGCCUGGCCACCAACUCUCGGGGGGUCGAUGAGGCCUCAGCAGACCUAGUCGUUUGGGCUCGGACCCGCAUCACCAAGCCCCCCCAGGAUCAGAGUGUCAUCAAGGGCACCCAGGCCUCCAUGGUGUGCGGAGUGACCCACGACCCCCGAGUGACCAUCAGGUACAUCUGGGAGAAGGACGGGGCCACCCUGGGCACGGAGAGCCAUCCUCGUAUCCGCCUGGACAGAAAUGGCUCCCUGCACAUCUCACAGACGUGGUCGGGAGACAUCGGCACGUACACCUGCCGGGUGAUCUCAGCAGGAGGCAACGACUCUCGCAGUGCCCACCUGCGAGUCAGGCAACUGCCCCACGCGCCCGAGCACCCAGUGGCCACUCUCAGCACCAUGGAAAGGCGAGCCAUCAACCUGACGUGGACCAAGCCCUUUGAUGGCAACAGCCCCCUGAUCCGCUACAUUCUGGAGAUGUCGGAGAACAAUGCCCCCUGGACUGUACUCCUGGCCAGUGUGGACCCCAAAGCUACCUCAGUGACAGUCAAGGGCCUGGUUCCUGCACGCUCCUACCAGUUCCGUCUUUGUGCCGUCAACGACGUGGGGAAAGGACAGUUCAGCAAAGACACUGAGAGGGUCUCCCUCCCCGAGGAGCCCCCCACGGCCCCUCCACAGAACGUCAUCGCCAGCGGUCGAACCAACCAGUCCAUCAUGAUCCAGUGGCAGCCGCCUCCUGAGAGCCACCAGAAUGGAAUUCUCAAGGGUUACAUCAUCAGGUACUGCCUGGCCGGGCUGCCCGUGGGGUACCAGUUUAAGAACAUCACGGAUGCUGAUGUGAACAACCUGCUGCUGGAGGAUCUCAUCAUUUGGACCAACUACGAGAUCGAGGUGGCUGCUUACAACAGCGCUGGGCUGGGGGUCUACAGCAGUAAAGUCACCGAGUGGACGCUGCAGGGAGUUCCCACGGUCCCUCCCGGCAAUGUGCACGCGGAAGCCACCAAUUCCACGACCAUCCGCUUCACCUGGAAUGCCCCCAGCCCCCAGUUCAUCAACGGCAUCAACCAGGGCUACAAGCUGAUCGCCUGGGAGCCGGAACAGGAAGAGGAAGUUACCAUGGUGACCGCCCGGCCUAACUUUCAAGACAGCAUCCACGUGGGCUUCGUAUCUGGCCUGAAGAAGUUCACCGAGUACUUCACCUCAGUGCUGUGUUUCACCACCCCCGGGGACGGGCCACGCAGCACCCCACAGCUGGUGCGCACCCAUGAGGAUGUGCCUGGGCCCGUGGGACACCUGAGCUUCAGUGAGAUCCUGGACACAUCGCUGAAGGUCAGCUGGCAAGAGCCGGGAGAGAAAAAUGGCAUCCUCACAGGGUACCGGAUCUCCUGGGAGGAGUACAAUCGAACCAACACCCGUGUGACCCACUACCUGCCCAACGUGACCCUGGAGUACCGUGUCACGGGCCUCACCGCGCUCACCACCUACACCAUCGAGGUGGCCGCCAUGACCUCAAAGGGCCAGGGCCAAGUGUCCGCCUCCACCAUCUCCUCUGGGGUGCCCCCAGAACUCCCAGGGCCCCCCACCAACCUGGGCAUUUCCAACAUCGGCCCCCGCUCUGUGACGUUGCAGUUCAGGCCAGGCUACGAUGGGAAAACCUCCAUCUCCCGCUGGCUGGUGGAAGCCCAGGUAGGCGUGGUUGGGGAGGGAGAGGAGUGGUUGCUGAUCCACCAGCUCUCCAAUGAGCCCGAUGCCCGCUCCAUGGAGGUGCCCGACCUCAACCCCUUCACCUGCUACAGCUUCCGCAUGCGCCAGGUGAACAUCGUGGGCACCAGCCCCCCCAGUCAGCCUUCUAGAAAGAUCCAGACCCUGCAGGCACCCCCUGACAUGGCCCCAGCCAAUGUGUCUCUGCGCACAGCCAGUGAGACCAGCCUGUGGCUGCGCUGGAUGCCUCUCCCGGAGAUGGAAUACAAUGGGAACCCUGAGUCCGUGGGCUAUAAGAUCAAGUACAGCCGGUCAGAUGGGCAUGGCAAGAUGCUGAGCCACGUGGUGCAGGACCGUGUGGAGCGGGAGUACACCAUCGAGGACCUGGAGGAGUGGACAGAGUACCGCGUCCAGGUCCAGGCCUUCAACGCCAUCGGGAGCGGGCCCUGGAGCCAGACGGUGGUGGGCAGGACCCGGGAGUCAGUCCCCUCUUCCGGCCCCACCAAUGUGUCCGCACUGGCCACCACCUCCAGCAGCAUGCUGGUGCGCUGGAGCGAGGUCCCCGAGGCCGAUCGCAACGGGCUCGUGCUGGGCUAUAAGGUGAUGUAUAAGGAGAAGGACUCGGACACCCAGCCCCGAUUCUGGCUGGUGGAAGGCAACUCGUCUCGCAGUGCCCAGCUCACCGGCUUGGGCAAAUACGUGCUCUAUGAGGUCCAGGUGCUGGCCUUCACACGCAUCGGGGACGGCAGCCCCAGCCACCCUCCCAUCUUGGAGCGGACGCUGGAUGAUGUCCCAGGACCACCCAUGGGCAUCCUGUUCCCAGAGGUGCGGACCACGUCGGUGCGGCUGAUCUGGCAGCCCCCUGCUGCCCCCAAUGGCAUCAUUCUUGCUUACCAGAUCACACACCGGCUCAACACCACCACGGCCAACACCGCCACUGUGGAGGUGCUGGCACCCAGUGCCCGGCAGUACACAGCCACGGGCCUCAAGCCAGAGUCUGUCUACCUGUUCCGCAUCACGGCCCAGACCCGCAAGGGCUGGGGAGAGGCUGCCGAGGCCUUGGUGGUGACCACCGAGAAGAGAGACCGUCCGCAGCCCCCCAGCAGGCCGAUGGUGCAGCAGGAGGAUGUGAGAGCACGCAGCGUGCUGCUGUCCUGGGAGCCAGGGAGCGACGGGCUCUCCCCUGUGCGCUACUACACCAUCCAGACCCGCGAGCUGCCCGGCGGCAGGUGGGCACUGCACUCGGCCUCCGUGAGCCACAACGCCUCCAGCUUCGUUGUGGACAGGCUGAAGCCCUUCACGUCCUACAAGUUCCGAGUGAAGGCAACCAAUGACAUUGGCGACAGCGAGUUCAGCGAGGAGUCGGAGUCACUGACCACCUUGCAGGCUGCCCCCGACGAAGCACCCACCAUCCUCUCCGUGACGCCCCACACCACCACCUCCGUGCUAAUCCGAUGGCAGCCGCCAGCAGAGGACAAGAUCAAUGGCAUCCUCCUGGGCUUCCGGAUCCGAUACCGGGAGCUGCUCUAUGAAGGACUGAGGGGCUUCACGCUUCGAGGCAUCAACAACCCAGGGGCCACAUGGGCUGAGCUUACCUCCAUGUACUCCAUGCGGAACCUGAGCCGGCCCAGCCUCACGCAGUACGAGCUGGACAACUUGAACAAGCACAGGCGGUAUGAGAUACGGAUGAGCGUGUACAACGCUGUGGGCGAGGGGCCCUCCAGCCCCCCGCAGGAGGUCUUUGUUGGGGAGGCAGUGCCCACAGCAGCACCUCGUAACGUGGUCGUCCACGGCGCCACGGCCACACAGCUAGACGUGACUUGGGAACCACCUCCGCUGGACAGCCAGAAUGGAGACAUCCAGGGGUACAAGAUUUAUUUCUGGGAAGCCCAGCGGGGGAACCUCACGGAGCGAGUGAAGACGCUUUUCCUAGCUGAGAACAGCGUGAAGCUCAAGAACUUGACUGGCUACACGGCCUACGUGGUCAGCGUGGCCGCCUUCAACGCCGCUGGGGAUGGGCCUCGGAGCACCCCCACCCAAGGCCAGACCCAGCAAGCAGCCCCCAGCGCUCCCAGCUCGGUCAAGUUCAGUGAGCUGACCACAACCUCAGUGAACGUGUCCUGGGAAGCCCCGCAGUUCCCCAAUGGCAUCCUGGAGGGCUACAGGCUGGUGUACGAGCCCUGCAGCCCCGUGGAUGGAGUCAGCAAGAUCGUGACAGUGGACGUGAAGGGGAACAGCCCCCUGUGGCUGAAGGUGAAGGACCUGGCGGAGGGGGUGACCUACAGGUUCCGCAUCAGAGCCAAGACCUUCACCUACGGGCCGGAGAUCGAAGCCAACGUCACCACGGGCCCCGGAGAAGGUGCCCCAGGACCGCCUGGCGUGCCCAUCAUCGUGCGGUACAGCUCUGCCAUCGCCAUUCACUGGUCCAGCGGAGACCCGGGCAAAGGGCCCAUCACCCGCUAUGUCAUCGAGGCCAGACCUUCAGACGAGGGACUAUGGGACAUCCUCAUCAAAGACAUCCCCAAGGAGGUGAGCUCCUACACGUUCAGCAUGGACAUCCUGAAGCCGGGUGUGAGCUAUGACUUCCGGGUCAUCGCGGUCAACGACUACGGCUUCGGCACCCCCAGCAGCCCCUCCCAGUCUGUGCCAGCCCAGAAAGCCAACCCCUUCUAUGAGGAGUGGUGGUUCUUGGUGGUCAUUGCCCUGGUCGGCCUCAUCUUCAUCCUGCUUCUGGUCUUCGUGCUUAUCAUCCGGGGCCAGAGCAAGAAGUACGCCAAGAAGACAGACUCAGGGAACAGUGCCAAGUCUGGAGCCCUAGGCCACAGCGAGAUGAUGAGCUUGGAUGAAAGCAGCUUCCCUGCCCUGGAACUCAACAACAGGCGGCUCUCCGUCAAGAACUCUUUCUGCCGAAAGAACGGCCUGUACACCAGGUCUCCCCCCAGGCCCAGCCCGGGCAGCCUGCACUACUCGGAUGAGGAUGUCACCAAAUACAACGACCUCAUCCCAGCAGAGAGCAGCAGCCUGACAGAGAAGCCCUCAGAAAUCUCCGACUCUCAGGGAAGUGACAGCGAGUACGAGGUCGACUCAAACCACCAGAAGGCCCACUCCUUUGUCAACCACUACAUCAGUGACCCCACAUACUACAACUCAUGGCGGCGACAGCAGAAGGGCAUCUCGAGGGCACAGGCCUACAGCUACACGGAGAGCGACUCGGGUGAGCCAGACCACACCGCCGUCACCAACAGCACCAGCACCCAGCAGGGCAGCCUCUUUCGGCCCAAGGCCAGUCGGACUCCAACGCCCCAGAACCCCCCUAACCCCCCAAGUCAGCAGAGCACCCUCUACCGUCCCCCCAGCAGCCUGGCCCCAGGCUCCCGGGCUCCCAUAGCAGGAUUUUCAUCAUUUGUUUGACAUCAGAAGAGGAAAAAGCAAGAAAGAGAAAUGGCACCAAACUCCUCCUUCACCCCUCCUCUCACUGCCUGCCAGAAAACAAAAACACCAAGAAACCAAGUCAACUUUUCACCUCCUGAGUUUAUUUUUCCAGAGAUUCCAGGGCCAGCAAAGCCGGCGUUCAGAAGGAGGGAGAAAACCGUGAGAGGAUGUGUGUGGCCAGCAGCUCUUCAGCUUUGAGAUGGUGGGGUUCACUGCUCCCUUGGGAAUUACACGGAGCUGGGGAAGUGGCUGUGUCACUGCUAUGGACACGGAGUGGGGCGGGCAUCUGGAGACAGAGGGGGAGCGGAGGCUAAGGACUGGAGGCCGCCAGGCAGGCGUGGCCGAGGGAAGAAAAAGCUCCUGGAUGUCCAGCCAGCUGCCCCCUUCCAGCCCCUCCAGGACCCCUGGACCCACUGCCGCUGCUCUCUGCAAAAAGGAUGGGCAUCCCGGAGGCCACGCCUGUCUUCUCUCUCUGCUCCUCCUUCCCUCCAUGCACCAUCACUGUGGCUGGCAGGCAUCGGACAGCCUCAUCCAGACCCCCUGCCCUGUCUUGGCAACCUCUACUGCCCAUCUCCCCUGCUCAACUUCUCCACCAAGCAUUUGGUUUAUUUAGAAAAAGGAAGAAAAACAAAAAACAAAAAACUAAACGGUGAGAAUUUGCUUAGCGCCUUCCUUGUUCCUGCAUAUUUUUUAAAAUUUUGAAUCCAAGGAAGAGAGCCCAAGGGUAGGGGAGAAACCCCCCACAACUGACCCCUGCCUCCCUGUGCUGGAAUUGACUUUCCUGAGCAUGGACAAGAAAAGGUGAAGUCUGGGGAGUAGAGGUGUAAAUAAGGCAACUGGCCUUGGCACUGUGGGAUGAUUAGGUUUAAUGCAUUGUGGGCAAGAUAAGAAUGACGCUUUGACUGUUCUCUUUCUUCCAAUCCAGGUUGCAUCCGUCCUCUCUUUAAAGGGGUAGUCAGCUUCCCAAGGCUGGGGAGUGGGGCACAGCUGAGGGAUCUCCCUCUGGGCAGACACGUCACUCUCCACUGGAUAGAUCCUCACCACACACACACACACACACAUCUCCCAUGCACUUGCAAGGAACAGGGUCUAGGGAUCCUCUCCAGAACAAACUCAUCUGGGCCCUCCUAGCCAGACAGCACACUCACUUUCAGAUCUGUGUCCCUCUCGCUGUCACCCGGCAGCCUCCUAAGCACAGAGGCACAGGAGCCCAGAGGGAUGGCCCAAGUCCCUGGUCCAGAGGCUGGAAUACCCAGAGUUUGCUCAGUCUGCCUAGCACCCAGUUUACAGGCAAAAAGGCAAAGACACCCUAACCCCCAGUAACAGCUUCCAGGCCGGGCUCCGCCUGGCCAGGGCGGGGAGGGGAAGGGGCAGGUCAGGAAGCUCAGUCCAAAGUGGACCCAGCAUUUGAAUUGCACGCCCAGCAGGGGCAGGUCAGAUGGGACCAAGUGACAAGAAUAGCUGAUGGGAGGGAAAGCUUUUACACACACACACACACACAUACACAAUCUGCUCCAAGGAGUGUUCUGCAAAAAGCCACAUCCAGUGGCCAGGAUCUUCCCGUCCACUUGGUACUUACGGAUGCCAGGGUUUAGGGAGAGGCCUUUCUAUCUAACUCCAUACGUUGUCCAAGGCCCUCUGUGCCCUCAGCCAGCCCUGUAAGGCCAGCCCAACACCUGCCCCACCGCUGAGAUGGGUGGCAGAUGGCCCACAGGGGCCUGUCUGAUUCAGCGUGAGCCCCUUCAUGGAGCAGGGCUCCCUCUGUGCACUGUGUACAGGCGCUGCUGGCCCUGCCCAAGAGAUGAUGCUCUGUUGGGGUGGGUGAGCAGAGUUCGAGGAAGCCCAAGUAGGAGAUUCGGGAAACAAGCCAAGGUAAGAGAGAGCCUGGACCACUCUCCUACAGCCCCAAGUCAGUCACUGUGCUAAUGGUGACUGGGAAGGGAAGUCAGGGUCUGGGGCCCAAAGAACGGGCACACCCAGCCAUGAGUUUUUCCUGAAGCACUUGACCCCUGGGAAAUGUGAACGGGGAGAUGCUGGAAGAUGGCUCAGCAGACAGGCCAGCCCAGCUCCAGUGUCCAAAAAGCGGUUUCUCCAAUAAGGAGGCCUGGGAAGGGAAGCACAAUCUUCCCCAAAGGAGAACCAAGGGCUGAGGUUCUGCCCCUCCAGGAAGUAAGGUGCUCUCGGGGCCUCCUUGGACUUGUCUGGGGGCUGCAGUGGAGUCAGCUGGACACCUACUCCACCCCUGCCACCUCCGCCCCCACCCUCUGCAGCAUCUGGCAUCUCCAUGGCAGCACAUCUGCAGCUGCCGGCCUGUGAUCGUGCCGCGCAGCUUUCUUUUCUUUCCUCUCAUCUUUUUUUUUUUUUUUUUUUUGAAUAACUUCAUCCUUUUCCCUCUCUGCUGAGCAUUUAACCAUUUAAGGAAGUUCCCAGUUUGCAUUAGGGAAUUAUUUAAGCCCAGCCCAGUGAGGGAUUAUUUUGGGAGGAAGCAGGGGUGAGUAAAAACAUUGUGUCUGUGUAUAUAUUGCACAUGAGGUCAAUUUUCCUUUGCCUUUAAUGAAUCACCUGGUGCACUAAGAUAUUCCACCCCCACACUCCCCACACGCUCAUUCACACCCAUGCUGACACCUACAUGUACAUGCGGGAUGGUGCCCAUGCACACCUGUGCUUACACACAUGCACACACAAAUAUGCACAGAACACACAUCUGUAUGUGUGUUAGCAAAGAGACUCCUGAACUCCCUCUGAUGGCUGAAGCCAUCUCUCCCCUGUGAGGCACAGGUGGUCUGGGUUGCUUGCACUUGGGGCGUGGCUGCGAUCUAUUCUCUGAGAGGGUGAGGACACCAUGCAAAUUUAGACAAGCCCAUGAGAUCAGGCUGGGCCCGUGGUGAAAGUCCCACACUUAGUCAAUACCCACUCAUCUGGAAUAUUGUCUCCACAGCCCCAGCCACAGCUGGAAGCCCAGGCCUGCAGCUGUGGAACUCUAGAUUUUUUCAGGACACGUCUCUUUGCCCUUGUUUACAUAUCUACUGGCACGGCCGAGGCUCCCAACCGUCCUCCCAGACACCUGGCCACAUUAGAAAGGGGUGGUGGGCCCUGCCCUUUCUAGAAAGAGUGGGACCCUUUCUGGCCUGUGAUUUUCCGUGCCAGUGAUGCCAGGGCCCCUGCCUGUGGGACUCCACCCAAAGCUGGUUCACACCAGGACACACCUGGCACCUUUGGCAUUGCCUCCCUGUGCCCUAAGCAAUCUCCUGGUGUUGCACCCAGGAGCCCAUGCUGGGCACACCAGGGCUUUCCCCUUCCUGGCUGCGCCUCCAGAGUUGACGUCAGCUCCACACCCACACUGCCAAGACAAACCAAAAAGAUGCUCUGGGCUCCAGAACCACCAUCCUCCUAGGGCUCCAGAGAGUUUGCAAACCCAGGCUGCCUCCCCUUCUGUCCAUCCCUCACCCCCUGGCCCCCAAAACUCCUACCCCCAAACCUGACACUGCCGUGAUUUAGAGGAAACAAGGACACAGCGGGGGCUGCCCCACCUGGUGCACGCUGCCUCAAGGCCUUCUGUUGCUGCCCACGCCUCCCUGGGCAGUGCUUCUAAAGGUGCCAGAGCCUCACCACAGUGCCACUCUGGCUGGGCAGGGGCUUCCCUCAGCUUCCCAGAGUGCACAUCUGAAGGUGCCUACCCUGGGUGAGGGGCUGGUGGGCAGGAAGGUAAAGGGGAGACCAUCUGAGCAGCCGCCAUCCGCUCCCCAGUGCCUCGUAUGGCCCUAUCCAGGGACACCCAUGGGCAUGCGCACAUGGCAAUCCUGACCACCACCUGAGCACAGGUGCCCCCUCGGGACCACCCCCCUUCUCUUUGUUUCCAUCAGAAUAACCAAAAGCAUUUAAACGUGUUACCUUUCUCCAUCCAUCUAGACUCCAGAAACAAAAAUCAACACAAAUCUUUAUUUUUUGAUUUAAAAGAUAUAACAAAAAAUUAUGGGGAGAGUAUUCAUUAUGGCAGGUGUCUGUCUGUAAGAAAAAAAUAUAUAUCUCUAUGUCAUAUAGCGUGUUAGCAGGUUUAUUUUUUAAAUGAAAGGUAAGAAAGAAAUUGAUUUGAAAUAUAUACCACGAGAAGUCCCGUGUCCUGUCAAACUGUCAGUAUUUUAUAAAUAAACUUUUUUUUUUGGA
Messenger RNA from Gorilla gorilla gorilla (western lowland gorilla), 10713 nucleotides. RefSeq names its product sidekick cell adhesion molecule 2 (gene SDK2). Gene Ontology annotation, molecular function: protein binding. NCBI's taxonomy places the organism in Eukaryota, Metazoa, Chordata, Mammalia, Primates, Hominidae. The transcript is spliced from 45 exons. The record is from RefSeq and is a predicted model, not a curated record. Gene Ontology annotation, biological process: cell-cell adhesion. Bases 10 to 6528 code for a protein of 2172 amino acids.